AUGUUUCUUGUUUUGUCGACUUCCCUGGGAGCCCGAGAUGGGCCCGCCGUCCUCUCCACCUACAAGAACUUUGCCGUGGACGGAUGCUUCACGUUCGUAUCGCAUUUAUCACAUGCUCGGAUUGAUGUCGAUUCAGACAUUAGGCCCACGACAUUAUCUUUCGAGCUGGGCACGAGUGCGGACAUGACCGUUGAGACAUGCAUCGACAGCUGCAUUUCGGCCGGCUACAUCAGGGCGGGGCUCGUAGCGGGGUCCCAGUGCUGGUGCGGCAAUGUCAUAAAGCCCGGAAACAUCGCCGUCAGCAAUAGCUCGUGUUCAACAUCCUGUCCAGGCAAUACAUCUGUAGUUUGUGGCGGGGUUAACGAUAUGUUGGAGUACUCCAUCAGGCCCCCCGUCAUCGCUCAGGAGGUUGGUUCCUUUGGUCAAUGGGAGUCCAGUUUUCGGGGAGACUUCAUCUGUCUUCCGGAUAUUCCCACUUUACGUUCGCUACAUCAUCUUCAAGAACGGUCGGAUUUUAUGACGGUUGAGCGAUGCCUGAAUGCUUGUGAUGCUGGGGGAUUCUCUCUUGCAGGCCUUGAAUUCGGAUCUGAGUGCUGGUGUGGAAACGCCGAUAUGUAUGGCCGCCCUCCAAUAUUUCCGUCAUCUAGCGCAUGCAACUUUCCUUGUGCCGGCAACCCAGCACAAGUUUGCGGAGGCUCCAACGCCCUCAACGAAUACGUUUUUCCCACCAGAUCCAUUAGCGUUGGACCACCUGCGCCAUUCAACUUCCCGUACAACGGGACUUGGAACUAUAGGGGCUGCCUCUCUGACGAGGCAUAUCUAUCUGGUGGACAACGUAUAUUGCCUUAUCAGCCAAGUAAUCCAAUCGGACCGGAAGAAAUGACACCGUUUCUUUGCAUGGAUAGAUGCAGUGCGGAUGGGUGGGUGUUUGCUGGAUUCGAAUUUAGUCAAGAAUGCUGGUGUGGAAACCUAACUCAAACGAUCAUCAAUGCCAAUUCCGUUCCGAAUUCGCAGUGUAAUAUGGCUUGCACCAAUUAUGCCGACUUUACUUGCGGAGGUUCCAAUCGUCUCGGAUUCGCUUCAAAAAAUUAA
This is a messenger RNA of Laccaria bicolor S238N-H82, 1092 nucleotides long. RefSeq lists its product as uncharacterized. The transcript is spliced from 8 exons. The record is from RefSeq and is a predicted model, not a curated record. Lineage: Eukaryota; Fungi; Basidiomycota; Agaricomycetes; Agaricales; Hydnangiaceae. Bases 1 to 1092 code for a protein of 363 amino acids.